AUGGGAGAGUUCCAACAGCAGCUGCUCACUCUUUUUGGGGGUCUAAUUUGUCUAUUUACUCUGGUGAAAUGCAUUAGAUUUUUGAAGUAUUUUUUCCCCUAUGUAUGGAAUGCUUUGCCUCAGUCUUUCUUUCGGUCAAUGGGAGAAUGGGCAGUGGUCACAGGAGCAGGAGAUGGAAUUGGAAAAGCAUAUUCCCUGGAGCUGGCAAAACGUGGAUUAAAUAUUGUUAUGAUAAGCAGAACACUUGAAAAACUGCAGAAAGUAGCCACUGAAAUUGAACAGGCCACAGGUAGAAAUGUGAAGAUCAUACAAGCUGACUUUACAAAAGAUUACAUAUAUGAGAAUAUUGAAGAAUGUCUUCAAGGCUUAGAAAUUGGCAUUUUGGUUAACAAUGUUGGAAUGCUUCAUAAUCCUCUUCCAUGCCGUUUCCUUAAUGGAGCAGACACAGACGAGAACCUCAUCAGCUGCAACAUUAUCUCUGUUACCAAGAUGACACGGAUAAUUUUGAAACAAAUGGAGCCAAGACAAAAAGGACUUAUUCUGAACCUUUCUUCUGGUUUGGGCACCUUCCCUUGUCCAUUAUAUACUAUAUAUUCGGCUUCUAAAGCUUUUGUAUGCACAUUUUCCAAAGCACUUCAAGCAGAAUAUAAGGCAAAGGGAAUUAUCAUACAGGUGGUGGCUCCUUAUGCUGUUUCUACUCCAAUGACAAUGUAUCAAAAACCCAAUCUCAUAACAAAGACGGCAGAGGAAUUUGUUAGAGAGUCACUGAUUUAUGUUACUGUUGGAGAGGAGACAUUUGGUUGUUUAGCCCAUGAGAUCUUGGCGUGCAUCCUGCAGCUCAUUCCGUUGUGGGUAUUCCACAGUGACAGAUUUCAAGAGGUGUUCCUGAACACAUUUCCGACUUACCUGAAAAGGAACUGGAAGAGCCCCUAACAAAAUCAACUUUUUAGACCAUGUGAAAUUGUGAAUCCUAGCUUCAUACACUAGAAUUCUGGGGGCUAAAGUCAGCUCUGGAUGAAUUUGGCCCAGCAUGCUUACUGAAGAAGUUUGCUAAGGGCCUGGUCCAAAGGCCAUUGAAGUCAAUGUUUUUCCAAAGACUUCAAUGAGCUUUGGAUCAGUUACAGAGGGAUGGGAUGCUACGGCUGCUUUUGCUUCUUUAAACUGAGCUUGUAGAUGGUGCAGCUGUUUGAUGUUUACAAAUAAAACAAUUUGCAUUAUUUCCAAACAGGUUUGUUUGCUUUGAUGCUUUUAGGAAGACUCACAUGAUCUGUGAAGGGGCUUUGGAUUUUUGUGGGAGGACACACAGAUUAUGCUGGAGGAGGAGGAGAUAGUGGGAAGAGAUUAUAGAGGAUGGAGGGAAUCUGUGCAUAGGG
Messenger RNA from Malaclemys terrapin pileata, 1373 nucleotides. RefSeq names its product hydroxysteroid 17-beta dehydrogenase 3 (gene HSD17B3). Gene Ontology annotation, molecular function: oxidoreductase activity. The record is from RefSeq and is a predicted model, not a curated record. The transcript is spliced from 11 exons. Gene Ontology annotation, cellular component: endoplasmic reticulum. Bases 1 to 933 code for a protein of 310 amino acids. Lineage: Eukaryota; Metazoa; Chordata; Testudines; Emydidae.